AUGAAAGUCUUUGCUAGCUCUACCAGCAUCCAUGGUGAUCGUCUUCAGAAUCAGCGUGAGCAAGCGCUUCGUGAUUUCAAAAAUGGUAUUAGGAAUAUUCUCUCCCGUGGUUUAGAUGUUGCCCGUGUCAACUAUGUCGUAAAUUAUGAUUUACCAACUGAUAUUGAAGAGCAUGUUCAUCGUGUUGGUCGAACGGGCCGCGUGGGAAAUGUUGGAAAAUCAAUAAGGUUCUUUGAAGAAGAAAGAGUUGCUGGAGCUGGAGAGCUUGUGUGUUUGUUAACUAAGUCCAACGCCGAUGUACCGCCAUUGAUGCAAGCGAUCGUCCCAGGCAUGACGCGGUUGUCCUAGGAAUGGGUUACGAAUUUAGCGCCCCUUCGACUCAAGGGGGUUUUGCUAGACGAGAU
Messenger RNA from Daphnia carinata, 404 nucleotides. RefSeq lists its product as uncharacterized. Gene Ontology annotation, cellular component: P granule; nucleus. Gene Ontology annotation, biological process: gamete generation; cell differentiation. Gene Ontology annotation, molecular function: RNA helicase activity; RNA binding. The record is from RefSeq and is a predicted model, not a curated record. NCBI's taxonomy places the organism in Eukaryota, Metazoa, Arthropoda, Branchiopoda, Diplostraca, Daphniidae. The transcript is spliced from 4 exons. Bases 1 to 348 code for a protein of 115 amino acids.